Molecule: messenger RNA, 408 nt
Organism: Rotaria sp. Silwood1
Lineage: Eukaryota; Metazoa; Rotifera; Eurotatoria; Philodinida; Philodinidae
Source: the annotation of a GenBank genome assembly
AUGUAUUUUACGGCUGAAUGGCUUCUAUGGGAUAUUGUAGAUAAAUUCGGCUAUGUUCUCAACGAAAAGUUCCUUUUUGUAUUGGAAACCGUGAGUCAAGCCAUCCUAGAAAUAUUGACUGAAUGUUGCCAAAUGGCAACAUCCGGCCGGAAAGGGUUACAAACGCUUGUACGGCAAGGUAUUCCAGAAACAUUACGUGGUGAAGUUUGGCAAUUAUUAGCUGGAAGUGUUAAAGAUGAAAAUGAAAUAAUUAAUACGUAUCGUUUACUAUUAAUAAAAGAAUUAGCAAGUGAAAGAAUUAUUAUUAAUGAUCUUAAUCGAACAUUUCCAGCUCAUGAAUAUUUUAAAGAACAAGGAGAAAUUAGUCAAGAAACUUUAUAUAAAUUAAGUCGAGUAUGUGAAAAAUAA